AAAAUAGCCUUCCCUGAGACAUUUUUUUUUUAAAAGGAAAAGAAAGAAAAAAAAAAUCCUAACAUGUAACCCCUGACUCUGCCUUUUUUAAAAGAAAGGAAGAAAACCUGAUAGCUAAGUGUAAACUUGCAAGCACAAAAACCCUUUCCUGAUACAAAUCCUGCCUUAACGUUUACUCAGUCUCAAUGGAUGCCAUAAAAGAACAUGAACUAGAAGAAGACCAACCUUCUCCUUCUCCUCCUAAGUCUUCUCGACAAUUCACCGUCUAUACCUAUCCCAAGCACAAGACUAAGAAAAGGAAGUCUCAUAUUAUCAAGAUUAAGCGGCCCCAGAUCCACCAGGACUCUCCAAAACCUAGCUCCCCCUCCACUGAACUUGUCUUGUAUAAUAAUUCGAGCAAGUCUACAAGCUACAAACAAAAGAGAGUUGUGGUCAAUGAGUUCUAUGAUAAUACUGAAACUAAGUCUUCUCCUACGGAGCGGGCCAAAGAGCUUCAAGCAAGUUUAGAUUCUUCAUUCCCUAGCUUUGCAAAGUGUUUGGUUCGGUCAAAUGUAAAAGUUGGAUUUUGGAUGCAUCUUCCUAUGCCAUUUUGCAAAUUGCAUUUGCCAAAGAAUGAUACAGUAGUUUCUGUGGAAACUGAAAAUGGACAAGAAUACAAAAUAAAUUACAUUGCAGAAAGGACAGCAUUGAGUGGCGGGUGGAAAGCAUUCUGUUCUUCAAACCAGUUGCAUGAGGGUGAUGUUCUCGUUUUCCAUUUACUCGAACCUUUAAGAUUUAAGGUGUACAUAGUCAGAGGAACUGUUUCAGCUGAAGCAAAUGCAGAGGUUGAAAAAGUGGAAGCUCCUGAAAAACAAACAAGAUCUGUUUGCCUAACAAUAAAAGAUCAAGCUGAGAUAGAUGGAAAAAAUAAUGAAAGGGUCAAGGAGGAGGAAGAAGAGAAAAGCCUGAUGGUUUUGGAUGAAGGGCAUGGAAUGGAUCAACCUGAAAAUGGCACUGAGGGUCAUCCUGACUCAAAAGCUUUGGAAGUUAUUGCAUCUUCAGGAUCUGGUUUUGAUUUUAAAGAUGUAGACAGCAUUGAAAGUUUCAGCAUUGUCAUCAAUGGUUUGGCAAUAGACUCUGAGAUAUCUGAUCACCAACGAACUAAAUACUAUGAGCUAUGCUGCUCACAAAACUCGUUUCUGCAUGAGAAUCUUCUCAAGAGUAUUAACUAUAAAUUGGCCACUGAAAUAAUAAUUGGAACUGUUAACAUUUCAGAGGCCAUUAGAGCUUCCAAGCUUUCCUGCUCCAAUGCAGAUUUUGCAGUUUGGGACAAGACUUUGAAGGGCUUUGAGCUGCUGGGCAUGAAUGUAGGGUUCUUGCGUUCUCGUUUGAGCCGGCUAAUGACCCUUGCAAUGGAAUCAGAAGAGGCGGUGGAAUCAGAGUCUAGAGAAGUUAGACAAGGACAAGCUCGAGUAAAUGAGGAGAUGCAAAGUCUUGCAUUCAAGCUUUUGGAACUGAAAGAGGCAAGGGACAUGCUUGAUGCUGAGAUAGAGUCUCUUAAGGCGAAUGCUGAAAGGCAUGAGCACAAGUUUCAGGAAGCUGUCAAUGCUCCAUGGUAGGAAAAUUGUUUUCCGAGGAUAUCAAAACUUGCAAUCAUAAUUGAACGCAGUGAAGGGCAUUAUUUCUCAUGCGGAUACAAUAUGCUAACGGCAAUUUUUUACCAAUUUGGGAAUGGGAAUAUUGUAGUGCAAUGUCUUAAAUUAGCUGUAAACAUGUAUACUAGCUCGCAAAGGAGAUGCUGUAGCCUGUAGGAUGUUUCUAUUUCUUCCUCUUUGUGAGUCUCUGUAAGAAUUUUGAUGGAAAGCUAUAAUUAUCUCACUCUGUCAUUUGACA
Molecule: messenger RNA, 1872 nt
Organism: Ricinus communis (castor bean)
Lineage: Eukaryota; Viridiplantae; Streptophyta; Magnoliopsida; Malpighiales; Euphorbiaceae
Product: B3 domain-containing protein Os01g0234100
Exons: 7
Coding region: 186-1598 (470 amino acids)
Molecular function (GO): DNA binding
Source: RefSeq, a predicted model, not a curated record